Messenger RNA from Emericellopsis atlantica, 1591 nucleotides. RefSeq names its product DHHC palmitoyltransferase-domain-containing protein. Gene Ontology annotation, biological process: peptidyl-L-cysteine S-palmitoylation; protein targeting to membrane. The coding region runs from base 116 to 1369 and encodes 417 amino acids. The record is from RefSeq and is a predicted model, not a curated record. The transcript has 3 exons. Gene Ontology annotation, molecular function: protein-cysteine S-palmitoyltransferase activity. Lineage: Eukaryota; Fungi; Ascomycota; Sordariomycetes; Hypocreales; Bionectriaceae. Gene Ontology annotation, cellular component: Golgi apparatus; endoplasmic reticulum.
AUAUGCUUCCACUGCGAAACAUUGUCUCCUAUUGAAACUCCUCGCUGGAGCCUACCACCCCGGUUUGUCUACUUUCUCUGGCCCCCGAGAAAGAACGGAAAAGCCCACGGCAAUCAUGGGUCCCUUUGGCAGAGUCCUCGUCCUCAUAUUUGGCAUCUCUUUUAUGACCUUUGUGACAUUUUUCGGCCGCCUCCCGGCACUUCGACAUACACCCAUCGCAGGCCUCUACCGACUAAUAUGGGUUCACACGCCAAAUGUCUUGCUCAAAAUCGAUCAGCGGGUGACUGCUGGUCGGCUGUCGACAUCUUGUGCCAGCUUCGGCAAUUACAUGAUGUAUGAUCGUCAUCCGACGGUUGUGAUCUUCUUCGUCACCACUCUUGCCGUAGCUGAGAUGAUGUUCCUCCCGACUGCUUGGCCACUCAUGUCUUUGCCCGUCAAGAUCACGGGCUGCCUGGCCAUCGUCUGCCCCUAUGUCUUCCUGUACCUUGCAUGCGCUGCCGAUCCAGGAUACGUCACCGAGGAGUCCCUGCCGCACCUCAUGACCCUUUAUCCUUACGACUUCAUCCUGUUCCAUCCAGGUCGUGUUUGCAGGACAUGCAACUUGCCGAAACCCCCUCGAUCAAAGCACUGCACCGUGUGCAAGAAGUGUGUGGCACGCAGCGACCACCAUUGCAUCUUCAUCAACUCGUGUGUUGGACUAGGCAACCACCACUACUUCUUGCUUCUGCUGCUGUCGACCGCGAUUCUCACCUCGUAUGGAGGGGUUUUGGGAAUGUCGCUGCUAUCAGCGCACGUGCAUGAGAAUCACCCAACCUGGCAGCUGUGGAAACCGAACACUACAAUGUCAUGGACCAGGUGGCUCGGUUUAUUCAGCAUCGGUAUUCGCCAGCAUCUCGGCUUGGGCGCAUCGACACUGCUGGCUGCGAUGAUAUCACCGCUGAUCUGGGGCCUCUUCCUGUACUCCCUGUAUCUGGUGUACGCCGGCGUCACGACGAAUGAGUCCCUCAAAUGGUCAGAAUGGAAGGAGGACACCCGGGACGGAUAUGCCUUCGCCCGGCCUUUGCCUACCAAUAGGCAGAUUGCCGGCGAACCUACAUGGACAAGAUGGCCAAAGCUGCCUGCAACGAUCAUGGUCACCACCGACGACGCCGAGCCGCCUCUGCCGGAACAACAGUGUCCAGGCGUGGGCGAGUGGGAACGACCUCGGAGCUUGCGUGAUGUCGAGAACGUCUACGACAUUGGCUUUUGGGGAAACUUGAAGGACGUUUUCCUUGUUGGCCACUAUCAUGGAAGCGAAAAUGGUGAACCACUAUCAGAGCGGAAGCGUUACGACAAGAGGGCCGCCAAUGGUGGGAGGUACCCGCCUUAGCCACGGAAGAAGCAGUCUCUGAAUCAAAUUUAGAUGCAUGCGAUCUCGUGUCUCUUCAUCAUCAUCAUGUUCUCAAUUACAUCGUUUGGCGUGGCGAACCCACGCGACUAGGUUUUGUAUCCCUGAACAUCGUCCCCGCCAUAACAUUGGAUAGUAGCCCCAGUUCCAAUGUCCUCUUCGAGCGUGUGCGCGGAAUGUGCUUAUAGGAUGGUGCCGAAGCUG